CACCCGCCGACCUCCAGGACCCCAGCCCUCGGUAGACCGGCAGAGGAGACGGCCGCUGCGGAGCAGCGCUCGUCCCGCCGCCGCUGCCGCCGCCGGGCACGCAGCGAUGCGCAGAGGGGCCGCACCGCACCAUGAAGCUCCGCAGCAAGGCGGCGGCGCUGCUCCUGCUCGCGCUGGCCGCGCUGCUGCUGGCGCUGCUGUCCCUGCGCGCCGGCCGCGCCGAGCCCCCCGCGCCGCCCGGGCGCCCCGUGUCGGCCCCGCAGCGCCACCCUGCGCCGCUUCCCGCGCGCCCGCAGGGGUCCCGCGCCCUACCGGGGGCCCGCCCGCGUGCUCCGAGGCGCCGGCCCCCGCGUCCGCGCCCCCGAGCCGGCCGCCGGGGCGCCGCGAGCCUGGAGAAGUUGGCGAGAAGGCCUGGAGAACCCAGGAGUUUCCAUGUUGUUCUGCCGCCUGAGCUCUGGAUCCACCUGGCUGUGGUGGCCUGUGGCAAUCGGCUGGAGGAGACGCUGGUCAUGCUCAAAUCAGCUGUGCUUUUUAGCCACCGGAAGAUCCAGUUUCACAUCUUUACUGAGGACUCUCUGAAGCCUGAGUUUGAUAAGCAGUUACGACAGUGGCCUGACUCAUACACAAAGAAGUUCGAGCACAGAAUCUACCCCAUCACAUUUUCUGUUGGAAACCCUCAGGAAUGGAAGAAAUUAUUCAAACCCUGUGCUGCUCAGAGACUCUUUCUUCCGGUGAUCUUGAAGGACGUGGACUCUCUGCUCUAUGUGGACACUGACGUUCUCUUUCUGAGACCCGUCGAUGAUAUCUGGAAGCUUCUGAGGCAGUUUAAUUCCACCCAGCUUGCAGCCAUGGCCCCAGAGCAUGAAAUCCCCAAGAUCGGCUGGUAUAGCCGCUUUGCUCGCCACCCUUUUUACGGCUCUGCGGGAGUUAAUUCAGGGGUCAUGCUGAUGAACUUAACUCGGAUAAGAAGUGCCCAGUUCAAGAACAGCAUGACCCCGACAGGCUUGGCUUGGGAGGACAUGCUGUACCCUCUGUACCAGACAUACAAGAAUGCCAUCACGUGGGGAGACCAGGACUUGCUAAACAUUAUUUUUUAUUUCAACCCAGAGCGUCUCUACGUGUUCCCCUGCCAGUGGAACUACCGGCCCGACCACUGCAUGUACGGGAGCAACUGCAAAGAGGCGGAGCGAGAGGGCGUGUCGGUGCUGCACGGGAACCGUGGUGUCUACCAUGACGACAAGCAACCCACCUUCAGGGCACUCUACGAGGCCAUGCGGGACUUUCCCUUUCAGGACAAUCUCUUUCAGUCCAUGUAUUACCCUCUCCAGCUGAAGUUUCUGGAGACUGUGCACACUCUGUGUGGACGAAUCCCUCAAGUCUUCCUGAAGCAAAUCGAGAAAACCAUGAGAAGGGCUUAUGAGAAGCACGUCAUCAUCCACGUGGGCCCUGACCAUAUGCACUGAAUAUCUCCUCGUGUUCCAGGUUGUCAGCAUCUGUGGCCAAAGAAGUGCCCAUCUUCACGUUGCCGGGAUCUUUUUCGUGUGAAUAUUUUUAAUGGUGCUUCAUGACUGUUGAGUUUUUAAAAGCCUUGUUACAUUUUGCUAAAUUAGUUGCCCCUGAAAGGGAACAUGCUUUUAAUUUUUUCUAAAAUCCUAGUUAUCUCUUUAAAAACAAAAACCUUAUCACCAUGCGUUUAACAGUGUUCCAGCAGGUCCCCUGACUGUGAAGAGGAACUUUUGAGAGACCUCCAAUUCCUGGCAAGUGUGGGAGGCCACUUCAGUGGCAUCUGGGUGUUAUGUUCAUCUAACAGUCUCAAGCCUCUUUCUAUGCAGUUGCCUCCUUCACCCCUUGUUAAAAUAGUAAUCUUUACUUGUGAGGCAAACAAACACACUUUGGAGCAUAGGUCAAGGGGCCAAAGUCAAGAUCAGGUUAGUCAUCCUACCAACCAGUGGAGAAGAUGGCGGCGAUUUUAAUGUGUCUCCUUCCAGUCCUCCCACCACCCCACAUUUUUUAAACUUUUUUUUUUUAUUUCCUAUGUCUAUGUUUUCCAUUAUAACACAUGUUUAAAACAGUAAUCUCAAUAACAGUGACCCCUAUGCUGAGAUUUGUAUGUAGGAGACUAAAAAGUUGGACAAGAUGAUUUUGUUUAUAGCACUUUACUUAAAUGUAUCUGGAAGAAGCAUUCGGAUUUCGACUAGCUGGGCAGUGUUAAAGGAUGGGGCAUAUACCUGAGGGUGUUUCUCAAGGAAACUGCUUGCAUUUGUGGAGGGCUAAAUCAUGAGAAAUGUCUAUGCAACAAUAAUUUCUGGAAAUUCAGUAAUUGUACUGAACCCAAUGAACUUCUUCAGCAAAGUGAUGUGACUUUGUGUUUAUGCAGAGAUAAAGACAUUGGAUGUCUUCAGCCAUCAGUAAGUGUGGGCACCUCUCUCCUACUACUCUUGGGCAGUGGUGGAACUCUGUACCAACUUCAGAUUUAAUGUGUUCAAUGUAAACAUUUCCAUUGACAAGAAAAUUUACCUCCCUACCAGCCUCAGAAAAUCUCUUAAAAAAAUUUUUUUUUCCUUUUUUCUUCUGGGGUUACCCAGCUGUAAGCCAAGGAAACUUCAGGUCUUAUCACCUAGCUACAGUACUGGAAAUUCUAUUCUCUUCCCCAAAGGAAACUGACUUCUCCCCAGUUUUUCUUAUGUUGGUAUCAGCAGUGGAACAAUUUGCAUGAUAUUUCUUUAUUGCGAAUGGCUUUUACGUAAAUGACAUCUUUAAAGUUUCCUACAACCUAGUCAACUUUGUAGGGACCUACAUCAUCUCCAUUAGGUAAAUAAGAAAAUUGUGAUACAAAGAAAUGAAUGUACCAAAUAAAAUUCCUUUUCUAUAAGACACACGGGUCUGCAUAAGACGCAUCAAUUUCACAGAAACAUUUUUGGAAACAGAAAUAUUGAAUACCUUUCAUAUAUAGAAAGCAAUAGGCAAGAAUAAAAUGGAAAGCAUGAUUUUAUUAAUGUAAAUAUGGCAUCCUCUGUAUCAGAAUCCUAGGACAUCACAUCAGCAGAAAACGCCUUCCCCUGAAAGAGACAGGGAAAUCUCAGCAUGCAAAGACAUGGCAGAUAUCAAUCAGUGCUGGCGAGUGCUGCACUGUGGUUAUCACGAGCUUGGAUCUAAAAGAGGAGGUGGUAACCCUACUUCCCUGGUGUUCAUUCGGGUGGCCUGGCUUGCUGUUCUGUUAAGGAAACUCACUGCGACGGGAGACUCUGACUUGGCUGUUUUGUUUCCUCGUGCACCACCAGAAGCAACUUUGUCCCUUCCUUUACGUACUUGUGUUGGGCCUUCCAUCUGUGUCAUGGGCACAUCUGAUUCGCAGCCAUCUUGGAAUUGUCUUUGCCUGAAGGAAAAUGCACCUUAUAUCCCUAACUCUGCAGGGAAAGAGGCAGGAUGCAAACAUAAAUCUGUAAUCCCAUUUUCUUUCUACCUGUUCAGAAUGACCAGUGACCCCACAGAUGUCACUCUGGAUUUGUUGGUGGCUCCCAACCUACAGAAGUUCCUUCCCUCCUUUGGCAGGUCCAGAGACUUGGAAUCUGUGGUAGGACUUUGAACAGAGUGACACCUCUUCUUCAUGAGAUUCAGGUGUGCUCGCAACUCUGCUGUUGCUGCCCACUGAAUAUACAUGUACAGUGGCCAGCAAAGGUCAAUGAUAGAACUCUAGAACAUUCCAGAAUGGUGAAUUAUGAACCUGUGACACUUGGUGUGGUUGUGUGCUAUGGGAUUCCCAUGCUGUCUCCUGAAAUUUUAGGUGAGUUUGGUGGAAAAUUUGGGGAGGAAUUUUCUCUUCCAAUUCCUUCUACCUGAAAGUGCUAAUUAUUUUUUGUAGCUAGGACGUUACUGUGAGGUGGUAUUUUCUCUGACUUUGAUAACUCCCAGGAAACACCUUGGAAAGAAAACAUCUUUAAAUAUGAGAGCCACAGAUUUUAAAUCAGUGGACUUCUAAAAUGUGCAAUCUGCGGUGAAGUUUGCCAAAAGUUUUGUGACAGCCCUGUAAUACCACAUGAAUCCAUUAUGGGAAGAACAUGGCUGGUUCUCUCUCUUCCUGCCUGUCCUCCUUCCCCUCCUGUCCCCUCCUCUCCUUCCCCUUCCUCUCUUCUUUCCUCUUUUCUCAUUUCUUUUAUCUUCUGAGGUGUUGGGAAUGGAA
This is a messenger RNA of Sciurus carolinensis (gray squirrel), 4180 nucleotides long. It is a transcript of the gene Gxylt2, whose product is annotated as glucoside xylosyltransferase 2. The coding region runs from base 132 to 1463 and encodes 443 amino acids. Gene Ontology annotation, biological process: protein O-linked glycosylation via N-acetylgalactosamine. Gene Ontology annotation, molecular function: UDP-xylosyltransferase activity. The record is from RefSeq and is a predicted model, not a curated record. The transcript has 7 exons. NCBI's taxonomy places the organism in Eukaryota, Metazoa, Chordata, Mammalia, Rodentia, Sciuridae.